Ceraceosorus guamensis is the source of this 1190-nucleotide messenger RNA. RefSeq lists its product as hypothetical. The record is from RefSeq and is a predicted model, not a curated record. The transcript has 2 exons. Lineage: Eukaryota; Fungi; Basidiomycota; Exobasidiomycetes; Ceraceosorales; Ceraceosoraceae. Bases 477 to 809 code for a protein of 110 amino acids.
GCUCAACUUGAGACGUCACGCGACUCGUGUUGGCCAGCAGGCAUCUACAAACCAAGAAAGUGCCCCACAUCGGCGUCACAGCACGACUGUGGUGCAGCAGCUGCAGCGGCUAUCGUCGUGGUACCUGCUGCUGGUAGUAGUAACUCAAGACUCAAGCCUGUACCGCACAGCUAGACGUCAGGGUGCAGGCAUGCACAGGUGCGAUUGGAAUGACAGGGAAUGUCCGACGUUCUGUAAAAGUGGCGCAGCAGCCACCAAUUGAGCGCCGCAUCAUAUGUUGAUGUUCGAGAUGCGCGGAGCCUCAGACCGAGGGCUCAGUUGUCAUCUUGGGUGACUCCGUAGGCGCAGCUUUCGCAUUCCCAUUCACGACCACCACCACACGUCCUCUUGCACGACUUGUCACAGGACAAUCCUGUCGAGAAGCAUCCGCAGUACUCGGUAUUUUUCCCUCACCACCGACUAGACUCAGCUUCGAAAUGUCAGUCACGCACGGAAUCUCGUCCGCCCUAUCAGGCGUGAUCGAGUCCAUCCUUGGUCUGUUCCAAUGGGCUUGGAACCUCAUCUUGACAGUGCUCAACACCGCCAUCUCGACCAUUCAAGGUAUACUCCACGCCGUUCUUUCCACCAUCGGCGGAUUGCUGAGCGCUGUGACGGACAUCUUUUCGGGAAUCGUUGGCACGCUUGCCAAUGUUACCGGAGACUUGGUGGGCAUCAUAACUGCGAACUUGGUGCCGCUCGCCAUCAUUGGCGGUAUCAUCGUGGCGUUGCUCACAUUCGGAGGCUCCGCGGGCAAAAAGAAGCGGUCAUGAAGACCAGGUCGAACGCGUCACAUCGGAGAUACCCACGAGUUCAGCCCUCUGAUUCCUUGUCUCUUUUCGAAUUGGUGUCUGCCUUGCGAUCUGGCUUCGACUUUUCAGGUCUCACGAAUUUAUGCUGCUAUUAGGCCUUUCAACUUCUGUUGUACAGCGCAAUCGCCGUCGUGGGCAUCGCGGUGGCGCCUCUAUGUGUACAGCCGGGUGCAAGCGGAGGCUGGGUCGAGCGACGGCGUCUUGUUGCGCCUUCUAUUGCGCUACAGAAUCAAUCGUACUCGUCCAUAUCGGCCGAGUACUCGACAGCUUGGUCAUCACGAGGGCCGCCGACCGGUCCGCCAGAAGUCGCCGCUCCUUCAGUCCAUCCAGCAGGUGGCUCCA